CCCGGCUCUCCUCCGCCCGGUCCCCUCCCGCCGCUGCCGUAAAGCGCAGCGCUGCCAGCCCAGGCGUUUGCGACAGCGCGGGGCGGGCUCCGGUACCGGUACCAUGUUCGGGGCGGCGGCGGCGGAGGAGGACGACGCCGAUUUCUUGUCCCCUGCCAGCGGUGCAAGGUUGGCCUCUCUCUUUGGUCUGGAUCAAACAGUCUCAAGCCAUGGAAAUGAAUUCUUCCAGUACACUGCACCCAAGCAGCCAAAGAAGGGUCAAGCAGCAGCUGCAGGUCCAGCAGCCCAGAAGGCUCCAGCAGCUUCAGGAGCAGCCUCAGUGUUGGUGGCCACUGCAGUCCAUGCCUAUCGAUACACAAAUGGGCAGUACUUGAAGCAAGGCAAGUAUGGAGCAGCUGUAGUGGGGAACCAUGCUACUAAAGAGUACAGGAUCCUCCUUUACAUCAGUCAGCAGCAACAGAUUGCAACUGCCAGGAUCCACCCAGGCUUUGUGCUCACGGUUCAGCCCAACAAUUACAGUACCUUCUAUGAUGAUCAGAGACAAAACUGGUCUAUCAUGUUUGAGUCAGAAAAGGCAGCAAUGGAUUUCAGUAAACAGGUUUGCAUUGCCAAAUGCAACAGCUCCCCAGUGCUUGAUUCUGUCCUCUGCCAGGAUCUCCUCCUGGGAGAAGGGCAGGGAGCAGAAGGAGGAGACUCUCUGGAGGUUGCCUACACAGGUUGGCUGUUCCAGAACAAUGGCCCUGGACAGGUGUUUGACUCUAAUGUCAACAAAGAGAAGCUGCUGCGGGUCAAGCUGGGAUCUGGGAAGGUCAUCAAGGGCUGGGAAGAAGGAAUGGUGGGGAUGAAGAAGGGUGGCCGAAGGUACCUGAUAAUUCCUCCAGCCUGGGGCUAUGGGGCUCAGGGAGCUGCUGGCCGGGUCCCUCCAGACUCUACUCUGGUUUUUGAGGUGGAAGUCAGGAGGGUGAAGCUGGUAAAAGAAAGCUCAGGUUCUGAUGGACAGAGUGUUAGUUCAAGGGAUUCUGCUGCCCCUUCUCCAGUCCCCAGUUCAGAUGGCUGUUCUGCAGACACUGGUUUAUUGCCUCCAACUACCAUCCCUCCAAAGCCUGGGGAGCCAGCUGUUCGGGCCAAGUCAAACUCCAUCAGUGAGCAGCUAGCAAACCCAGAUGUAGCAAAGGCAAAGCUGAUUUCUCGGAUGGCCAAGAUGGGCCAGCCCAUGCUGCCCUUCCUCGCCGGGACAGCCGGGGGGCAGCUUGACUCCAGUGACUCAGAAAUAGAGGAUCCAAAUACCCUGAGAGGGACAGCACAACCUGUGGUGCCAGCUUCCAUGAGACCUUCACAGCCAGCUCACGUGGUCCUGCCCACAGUGUCACCACAAGUACCUCAGGCAUCUGGUUCUACACCCCCAGUAUCUUCUGCUGCUUUAAUGCCUGCAACAGUCCAGCCCCCUUCAGCUCUGCCAGGAGGAGCACAAGGCUUUCAGGCAUACCCAGGAAUGGCAUUUGCUUACCCCCAAAGUGCUGCAGCAGCCUCUCAGCUCCAGCCUGUGGGACAGAUGUAUCCUGCACCUUACCAAGCUGGGGAUGUGACCUCCUUUUUGAUGACAGAAGCUCGGCAGCACAACACUGAAAUCCGAAUGGCUGUCACCAAAGUGAUGGACAAAAUGGAUCACCUGGCUGCCAAGGUAGAGGAGCUGAAGAAACAAAGUGUUGCUAACAACUCACUCCUGCCUGGUAUUUCCUCUGUCACUAUGGAAGCCUCCAUGAUCAUGAGCAAUAUCCAACGGAUAAUCCAGGAGAAUGAGAGACUGAAGCAGGAGAUAUUUGAGAAGAGCAGUCGGAUUGAGGAGCAGAAUGAGAAGAUCAGUGAGCUCAUUGAGAGGAAUCAGAGAUAUGUGGAGCAGAGUAACUUGCUGAUGGAGCAGAGGAACCAUUCCCUGCAAACAACAAAUGAGAACACACAGGCAAGAGUGUUGCAUGCAGAGCAGGAGAAGGCCAAAGUUGCAGAGGAGUUAGCAGGUGCCACAGCCCAGGUUUCCCAGCUGCAGCUGGAGCUGACUGCCCACCAGAAGAAGGAGAUGGAGCUGAGGAAACAGCUCUCAGCUGCCUUGCAGGAGGCAGAGCGACACGAGACACAGCUCAACAAGCUGCAGGCACAGUUAGCAGAGCUCCAAGAAGCCUCUGAGGACACUCAGACAAGAUUCAAAGCUGAGAAGCAGAGCCGCAAGCAGCUGGACAUGAAGAUCACAGCCCUGGAAGAAGAGUUGAUGGACCUGAAAGUGGAAAAGGAGAGUCUUGAAAGGAAUCUUGCAGAGAGAAAAAAGAAAGCCCUCUCAGAGAGAGCUCAGGCAGAGGAAGAGAUGGAAGAAAUACGUAGAUCAUAUCAGGAGGAACUGGACAAGCUCAGACAGCUGCUGAAAAAGGCACGGACAUCAACUGACCAGGCAGCAGCUGAGCAGCUGACACUCCUCCAGGCAGAGCUGGAAUCCCAGUGGGAAGCCAGAUGUCAACGUGCAGUGGCCUCAGCCAGGGAGCAGCACAUGAGACAGCACCAGGAGGUGUGUGAGCAGAGGGAUGCCCUGCAGCACCAGGUGUCCCAGCUGGAAGAGAAGCUUGCAGCUCUGAAACACUCAAAAAAAGCAGAGGAGCAAAAACUCCAAGAGUUCCAGCAACGUUUGGAGCAACUGGAGCCUAUCAAAGAGAAGUACACAGCUCUGCAGUCGGAUGUGCUGGUGCUGAAGUCUCGCUAUGAGGAACGCAUCAGAGAGCUGGAGAGAGAGCAGGAUGGGUCUUCACCUCCUGACUUCACAGAAGAAGUGAAGAAGAUAAUGAACAGUGUGUUCCAGUCUCUUCGGGGUGAAUUUGAGCUGGAGGAGAGCUACAGUGGCAGGACAGUGCUGGGGGUUGUCAUGAACACUAUUAAGACUGUAACACUGCAGCUGCUCAGCAGGCAGCAGGAGAAACCAGAUCAUGAGAGUAAAAAGGAGGAAUCUGAAACAGGAGCAGUGAAACAGGAGGAAUCACAGGGAGCAAAGGAGGAUCAUGAAGAUCCCACACAGCAGAGCCCAGCACAGGGGGCUGCAUUCCCAGCUGGUUCCAGGGAAGUGACCACAGGCUCAGCAGUAUCUGACCAGGAAGGGCAGUCUGCUCCUCUGGCUGCCAGGCCCAGAACUCCUGAGGCAGAGCAGGUGACACAGAGCAGUGGUGUGGCAGAGAAGGUCCAGGAGGAGCAGGAGUCUGGAACCAAAUCCCUCCUGGAUCCUGAUCAAGAGCCUGUGCUUGCAGGACAGCCUGUUCCCAAGAUGGAUGAGGACCUUGUCCCAGCUGAGCAAAAGCAGGAGAGCAGUCCCACCAGGAAAGCUGAGGCUGAGCUCAGUCCCUCCAGACUGCCUGUGCAGGCAGAAGAUGCAGAACCCUCUGUUAUGGAAGCCAAGGCAGGGGACAUGGAUGUCUCAGUGCUUCCAGAGAAGCCACCAGGUGUGGAGCAGGAGGCAGAGGAGCCUGUGGGAGGUUUAGAGCCCCCUCCCUUAAAUGGUGAGGGAGGGAACUGCACAGCGGGAGCUGCCUCCCAGGAGGAGAAUGCUUCAGGAUCCAGCACAGCCAUCCUUGGAGGGACCCCAGGACCCCAGGAACCGAGCUCCAGCCCCAGGCCAAAAGAUUUUGGCCUCUUUGAGGAUGACAACUUCUUUGAAACAGCAUCUCCUAAACCACUGAAGCCUCGAGUUCCUUCUGAAGAGGAGGAUGAGGAGGAAGUGAGCAUGAAGGGGCGUCCCCCCCCAGCUCCACUCUUUGGUGAUGAUGAUGAUGAUGAUCUGGACUGGCUGGGAUGAAGAGUUGCCUGCUGAGCCUGUGAGCCCUCUCCUCUGGGCAUGGCCCCUACCUGGGGACUCAGGAGCUGCCUGCACAGGACACUUGGCAACAACCAGGGACUUGCCAGGCUCUUGUCCAGCAGGGCCUGAGAGGAAGGGACUCUUCUUGCACUCGUGAGCCCUCAGGUGCAUUGCUCUGCCCUGACAAACGUGCACAGAGGUUGGGGACAAGCUGAAGGAACCAGCUGGUCUUACUGCACAUUUGUAUUGCUGUCCUCCUCCUGUCAGCUGUGGAUUCAUUAAUCUAAAACUUUAUGCAAAUAUGAACUCUGUUAAGUGCUUCAGAAGAACAAGUCUGGCAGGACCCUGCAGUAGGUAAUGACUUUUUUUUUAAAAAAACAAAACCAGACUAAAAUCUUUCUCCCUCCCCAGUGAAGGUUCCUGUUAGCUCCCAGGGGCCCUGCACCAGCUUGUCACUAGGUUAUUAGCCAUGUGCAGCAGGUGCUUGGGCCAAGAGCUGUUUCCUGUGAUCCAGGGGCUGGCACAGGCACCUAGGGGACACCCCAGGGCUGAGGAGGUUGGGUGGGUGUUGCCACUUGUUUGGAGCUGAGCAGGGACUGUGGUGGCACCUUCAGUGCUCCCAGCAUCAGUCAUUGCUGCUGGGAGAAGCCAAAUUCUCAGCUUAUGGAGGACCCUGAGGCUCACAGAGACCUCACAAAAAUGAUUCACUGUGCAGCCAGCUUAUCUCCUCCUUGGUCAUGUGCAGGGGUGAAAUUUGUGGGGUUUCUGCUGGGCUGUGUUUUGCUGGCAGUGAAAGCAGCCAUGCAGCUGUGCAGUGUGCUGCUGGCUCCAGAGGUGCUUGUGGAAAGCAGCCAAGCCCAGCCUGUGCCUUUUUCCCUGCUGCUGGUUAAAGUGUGAGGAUCACAGCACAACUUGGUGGUGGUGGGACAUGAGCUAUAACCCAGCAUCACCCAGCCAGAGGGGAACUUUUCAGUUUUGUGUGGACCAAGAGGGGAAGCUGUGCAGAUGGACAGCAUGCUGGGUCACUCCUGGCACUUCUGUACUCACUGGCACUGACACAAUGAAGUGGGAGCAGUUUUUAGUAUCUCAAACAAUCUCUCCUUCACUAAAUACAAUGGAAGUGCUUAAAAUAAUUCCCUAGUAGUUUCCAUAACUGCCUUUUAACAUCUCUGAGCUGAAUUUGAUCUGUGCCCUCUGAAAUCCAGUUUCUCUGGGGGGCAGCAGUGGGCAUUCCUGGAGCAGGGCAGUGUGACAGGUCCCUGCAAACUGCCAAAUGCAGCUAAAAUUGUGGGUGAGCCCAAAGCCUGUGACCUGGCUGUCCUGCAGGGGGAACUCAGUGGGGAUUUCCUGAGGAGCUGCUCCAGAAAUGAAAGCAGGGAAUGGUUUAUUUGGUGCUGCAUGGGCUGGUGUGUGAAACCCAGGGCUCCUCUGGGACCUCCCCUCCCCUGCGCUGCUCUGAGGGUGGGUGUCCUCUGGACCCCCCUCUGUGUCCUCCUAGAGAUCAUUGCUAUUACUAACAAAUUCCACUUCUUGUUUCCAGUUACAAGUAGGUAACCUGAGGGAUUUGCAUUUCACUUCUUGAAAAAUAAAGUGCAAUUAAACCUGU
Messenger RNA from Calypte anna (Anna's hummingbird), 5432 nucleotides. RefSeq names its product FKBP prolyl isomerase 15 (gene FKBP15). Gene Ontology annotation, cellular component: growth cone. Gene Ontology annotation, molecular function: peptidyl-prolyl cis-trans isomerase activity. The record is from RefSeq and is a predicted model, not a curated record. The transcript has 29 exons. Bases 104 to 3826 code for a protein of 1240 amino acids. Lineage: Eukaryota; Metazoa; Chordata; Aves; Apodiformes; Trochilidae.